AUGGCUGCGCUCAUUCGGUGCAAUGCUCUCAUCUAUCGUAACUUUGUACAGUCAGUAUCUAAGAUUCUCUCAGUUCCAAACAACAAUGGGUUAAUAAAAUAUUCAAACCAAAGAUAUGCUGCCACUGCAGCAGCAAGAAAAGAUGAGCUGCUUGAUCAAGUGCGCCAUAAAGUCAACUUGAAUUCUGGGAUAUCGCAAAGCCUGUUUCAGACAGUGUACUCAUCAUGUGAUGAUUCACUAACGGACCAGGAUAUUGCAUUAUUACUUCAUGUCUGCACGAAUGGACCUUUUGAUGCGCCAUCCCAGAAAAGGUCAGAGCUGGCAGAUGAGUUAUGGAAUAAAAUGGAACAACUGGGCAUUAAACCUACAAUCAAAAUGUACAACAUCAAACUAAGGGUGUACGUUUCCAACAAAAUACGAUUCAGUCCUCUGGAUGAGCUGCAGAAGUUGAAGUCAUUAGGCUUGAAUCCAGACAGGAUGACUUAUGGAUUGUUGUUGGAGGAAUUUUGUCAGCAAGGAAACAUAGCAGGAGCAAACAGUGUUUUGGAAGCCUUUAAAACAGCAGAUUUGCUUCUUGGAAUUGGAAUGUUCAACUCAUUUAUUACAGGCCAUCUCAAGGCAGGGUCUCCAGAAGAAGCUCUUAACAUUUUAGAUGUCAUGAGGUCCAGAGGGCUGACUCCAGAUUCUGACAGUUACUUUAGAUUUGCCUUACACUAUGCUGAGGAAGGAGACAUUGAUUCUGUUGUCAAGUACAUAAAUGAAGCAGAGAGCAAAGGAGUUUUCUUGGAUUUCUCUGCAUUGUUGGAAUUGUACAGAACAAUGAUCGCCUCUGGACAUUCCAGCAAAACUGCACAACUCUUGAAAAUCAUAUCGGAGAAAGGUGUUGUCUUUGACUUAACCCUGCAGAAGUCGUGCCAGCUAGCAUCUGAAGGAUACAAUGAGGCAGCCUUCCAGCUGUACACAGCCAUGCCUAAAAUUGAUGGUGAUAAGCAACAAAAGAAAGAUGGCAGUUUCCUAUUGAAAGCGAUGAUUAUCAAUGGACAGGCUGCAGAAGAAAUUAUGAAAGUGGCAGAAAAAAUUGCAGAGUCUAAUUUCAGAGCUCAACCACACAGCUUUGCUUUAUUGUAUGCAUAUAAAGCAGGAAACACAGAUUUGGCAGUAGAGCUGUUGGAGCACAUGAAGGCCAAGAGCAUUGAAAUUAAAGUGCCACAUGUUACUCCAGCAAUUGUUGGCUACAGAAAAACAAAAAACACAGAAGGUUUGUACAAAGUCAUUCGCACACUUUUGGAGAUAAAUGGAAACCAGGGCAUAGAUGAUACUGUGGAGUGUCUUCAUACAUUUGGCUACCCAGCACUGUCUGCACUAAAAGAGACCAGAGAGAACAUUGUGAAGAACUUUCAGGACUAUGAGAAAUCCUGGAAUUCAGUUUUUUUCAUAAAUGAUCUGACAGAAAGUUACUCGGCCGCUCUUAGUAACGCUGCAGGAAAAGAAUUGGAUUCCAGGUUCUUCCUUCAGUGGUAUGACUUUGAUGCUCACUUGAUAAAGAAUUUGGAGAAAGACUCAACAUCUUUUGCAGAUGUCCUGGUUUACCUUGGCCAACAUGGAUCCAUGAAGAAGGACAAGCUGAUGUCACUGUGUGGCUUUGUGUUCGUUCACUUAGCUCAGAACAGGAACUGGGAUUUGCUCAACAAAAUUCUCACAGAAUUCCAAGAAAAGAAUCUGACUCUAAGGAAUGGAAUCAAAAACUCAAAGUACUACCUAGAAGCUCCAGAAGAAGUGAAGGCUAAAGGUGGACUGGGAAUCGUCAACGGUCAGGGAUGGCACCAGAAGUACCUUACACUUGAGAAUUUGAAUGUGAUGACUACAGAAGAGCUUGAAAAUUACCAAAAAGAAAACCCUGGUAAUAAUAAUGUCAAGAUUGCCUUGCUGACCAAAGCUUUGGAAACAAAUGACCUUGAAAAUAUCAAGCAGAAGCUGCGAAAGUUGGAGGCCAUCAACUUCAAGUUAAAUUUCACUUCCGUGCUGAACUUGGUGAAAAAAUUCAACCAACUAGGAGAUGUAGAAACAGCAGUGCAAUACUUUCAUGAGCUGACUAAAACAGUUGGGACCAACUACAAUAUAAUGAUUCCUCUUUCUCUUGGGAUACAGUUGGUGAAAGCUGGGAAGAUAACAGAAGCCUUGGAGAUGAUCAGAGCUGCUGACAAUAGUACAUUUCCUAAGAGGACUGAAGACAAGAAGCUGUUGUACCUUAAGACAAUGCUGCUAAAUGCACCAAGUGUUGAUGAUGCAGCCACACUGCAUUCUGAAAUCUGUUCAACUACAUCACUUCUCAUUGACAAAGAACCGUUACGUGUUCAUGCUGCCUACAUUACUAGAGUCCUUCAAGAAGCCGAUGAUGACGAUCUCUUGGCCAGAUUGAGAAAACUGCAUGAGACCUACCAUGUAUUCCCUUGCAUGGAGCAGGUGCUGGUGCGAUUGAUAGAGAAGCAGGAUGUGAACCAGUUAAAGAAAG
Molecule: messenger RNA, 2512 nt
Organism: Candidula unifasciata
Lineage: Eukaryota; Metazoa; Mollusca; Gastropoda; Stylommatophora; Geomitridae
Source: the annotation of a GenBank genome assembly